AGACAGUCAAAUAGAAAACAAAUAGUCAACUGUACUUUGGAAACCAGUAUGCGAAAGCGCAAGAAGCCACAAGUUGCCACAAGUUACUAGUCGAGCAGCUAAAAUGGCCACUGGCAUUGAGCUGCUUGUGGCUGCUGCACUCUGCUUAGCCUGUCCCCCCAUGAACGAUACCCUGCCCGAGGGUCUAAUACUGUUGAAUGAGGAUGGCAGUGCGAUCACCGAAAUGCCAAUUGAUGUGGAGGUCGCAAAUGCUGGCUUGGAUGCGGAUGCACCCGUUGAGACGCUGGAGACUUUGCGCAACAAGCGGGAAAAACUGCGCAAUAUGAAGGAAUGGAUGAAUGGCCAACAUCUGCGCAUUGCCACCCUAGAGGAUUACCCAUUGAGCUACACGGAAAUACUGGAGAACGGCACUCGUAUCGGACGUGGAGUCUCAUUUCAGGUCAUUGACUUUCUGCAGGAGAAAUUCAAUUUCACCUACGAGGUGGUUGUGCCGCAGGAUAACAUUAUCGGUUCCACAAUGGAUUUGGAUCGCAGUCUCAUUGAAAUGGUUAACAAUAGUCAAGUGGAUUUGGCUGCGGCAUUUAUACCCUUGCUCUCGGAGCAGCGCACCUUUGUCUUCUACUCGUCGACAAUUCUGGAUGAGGGUGAAUGGAUAAUGGUUAUGCGACGUCCACGCGAAUCUGCUGGUGGCUCAGGCUUACUGGCACCAUUUGAGUUUUGGGUGUGGAUACUCAUCUUCGUUUCACUGCUGGCCGUCGGACCAAUCAUCUAUAUGCUGAUCAUUAUACGCAAUCGGUUGACGGGCGAUGCAGUCCAGCAACCCUAUUCGCUGGGCCACUGCGCCUGGUUCGUCUACGGUGCACUCAUGAAGCAGGGCAGCACCCUCUCCCCCAUCGCAGACUCGACACGCUUGCUCUUUGCGACCUGGUGGAUUUUUAUCACAAUUUUAACAUCGUUUUAUACCGCAAAUUUAACCGCAUUUCUAACCCUCUCAAAGUUCACCUUGCCCUACAAUACGGUCAACGAUAUUCUCACCAAAAACAAACAUUUUGUUUCCAUGCGAGGCGGUGGCGUCGAAUAUGCCAUGCGAACGGCCAACGAAUCGCUGUCUAUGCUCAAUCGUAUGAUUCAAAACAAUUAUGCUGUAUUCACGGAAGCCUCGAAUGAUACUUAUAAUCUGCAGAACUAUGUGGAACGGAAUGGUUAUGUGUUCGUUCGAGAUCGGCCGGCGAUUAGUAUUAUGUUGUACAGGGAUUACUUGUUCCGCAAGUCAGUCAGCGCCGACGAUGAGAAGAUACACUGUCCCUUUGCGAUGGCCAAGGAACCGUUUCUAAGAAAGAAGAGAACUUUCGCCUAUCCCAUUGGCUCCAAUCUCAGCGAGCUCUUCGAUCCAGAACUACUCAAUUUGGUUGAGUCGGGCAUUAUCAAGCAUUUGUCAGCGAGGGAAUUGCCGAGCGCUGAGAUUUGUCCACAGGAUCUGGGCAGCACUGAGAGGCAGCUGCGCAACGGUGACCUAAUGAUGACCUACUACAUAAUGCUGACAGGCUUUGCCACCGCCUUGGCUGUGUUCACCACAGAGGUGCUGUUCCGCUACAUAAACGGACGACGCGAGGCCAACAAGUGGGCCCGCCAUGGAAUCGGACGCACACCCAAUGGCCAGUCGGUGAAGCCAUCGCGUUGGCUGCGCGGCUUGCGACACCUCCAAAGUGGUGGGGACAAACAGCUGCUAGGUAAAUCCACACAUGGCGAGAAUGUAACGCCGCCGCCACCAUAUCAGAGCAUCUUCAAUUAUCAUGCCGGAGGGGAGCAGCAGCAGCUGCGCUAUGGCAAACGACAUGGCUUAGUCCUCGGUGGCAAUGGGCAACAAGGAACUGGAGUGCGACGCCUGAUCAACGGUCGAGACUACAUUGUCUUUCGCAAUUCGAAUGGCCAAAGCCAAUUGGUGCCCACCAGAUCACCCUCGGCUGCCUUGUUUCAGUACACUUAUACGGAAUAGGCAACAUUUUUGAUAUUCUAUUAAUUCUAUAUUUUAUAUAUUAUAUUAUAUAUAUUCUAUAUACACAAUUUAAUGCACAUUUUCUCACAUACUCAAUGUAGAAUAAUGGACGUAGACAAUGAUCUGGUGAAGUUAAACAACAUACUCACGGAAUUAAAAUACAUAUAUAUAUAUAUAUAUGUACCACAUACGAGGUGUGCUCAAAAAGUAUUGGUCCAACAUUAACUUUGAGGCUUAUAGCUUAACUAAUUCAAAUCUUUUAACUCUUUAAG
Drosophila grimshawi is the source of this 2268-nucleotide messenger RNA. RefSeq names its product glutamate receptor ionotropic, delta-1 (gene Ir76b). The record is from RefSeq and is a predicted model, not a curated record. The coding region runs from base 104 to 1996 and encodes 630 amino acids. Gene Ontology annotation, cellular component: membrane. Gene Ontology annotation, molecular function: ligand-gated monoatomic ion channel activity. Lineage: Eukaryota; Metazoa; Arthropoda; Insecta; Diptera; Drosophilidae. The transcript is spliced from 5 exons.